Messenger RNA from Ceratosolen solmsi marchali, 6627 nucleotides. RefSeq names its product zinc finger protein Xfin. Gene Ontology annotation, molecular function: sequence-specific DNA binding; DNA-binding transcription factor activity, RNA polymerase II-specific; zinc ion binding. Gene Ontology annotation, biological process: regulation of transcription by RNA polymerase II. The coding region runs from base 73 to 6627 and encodes 2184 amino acids. NCBI's taxonomy places the organism in Eukaryota, Metazoa, Arthropoda, Insecta, Hymenoptera, Agaonidae. Gene Ontology annotation, cellular component: nucleus. The transcript has 16 exons. The record is from RefSeq and is a predicted model, not a curated record.
ACGGCGACGACGACAACAACGACAACGACGUCGACGACACCGACGUCGACAAUAAGCAGUGCCAGUAGCGCAAUGGAGCAACGCGAAAGGUUCGAGGAGCUCUGCAGGCUUUGCGCCUCCUAUGACGCCGUCAAGAUGGACAUCUUCGGCCAGGAAGGCAAGAACCGCCAACUCGUCGACAAGAUACGGACUUGCCUGCCCUUCAAGAUAGCUGAAGAUGACAGAUUGCCGAAAUGCCUUUGCUAUAGAUGCAUGUACAAUUUGGAGAACUUCUAUGACUUUAGAACGGCUUGCGUCAAUGCGGUCGCUCUACUGGAAAGAUGCUUACCACCGGAAGAGGCGAAGACGGCCAUCAAGCAGGAGGGUGACGAUGUUGAGCCGUAUUCCGAGUUGCGUAUGGAGCUGUUAAAGGAUAAGGAGAAUAUGCCGAUGCUCAUCCCCGAGGCGUCCGUCGUUAAUCCUAAUGCAGCCCUUGGUACCCCACCGCGACUUCUCUCUGACGGGGAACACGAGCACGAUAUGGAUGAUCUAACCCAGGAGCACGACAUGGGUGACGGACUAGGACUGGACGACCAGGACGACCAUAAGUCGGACGAGUACGAAAUGGACAUGGAGACAAAUCCAAGCGACUUCCUCGAGAUGAGCGCAAUGGUACCGGAGGAGGAGCACGUACUGCCCCAGGGCGGCCAAGUUCUCGGGCAUCAGCAGGACACGGGCGUCUUCCAGCAUCGCAACGAGCAGCACGAGGUCUACGUCUGCUCACUUUGCAAUAAGGCCUUCAGCUCGAAGGGCCACCUGUCGCUCCACGCCCGGAUUCACGUCGGCGCGGGCGACGUCAUCGGCGAAAAGGUCAUCACCGACGACCACACAUCCUACAAGAGGCCGUACCAGUGCGACCUAUGUAACAAGUCCUACUCAACGGCCAAGCAUCGCUGGGGACACGUGUCGACGACGCAUCGAGGCCAUCCCGCGGUGACUUGUGGCUACUGCUCGCGCAUCUACUCGACACGCACGAACCUCGAGGAGCACAUAAAGUCGCGACACGCGGGUCUGCCCCCGCCCCCGGAAAUGCCAGUUCCUUAUAUUCAGCCGGACUCGCGGCACCAGUGCAAAACCUGCCCCAAGAUGUACACCAACAUCACGGACCUUAAUAAGCACAGCCGAGUCUGCCUGGGCGAGCAGCAGCGCAGGGAAAUGGCCAAUAAUAGCACCAACUCCCAGAACUUCGCAAAACUUAAAAAUGCAUUGGAGCCAAAUUCAGAUUUAUCCAGUAUUGAUUCAGACUAUGAGAACAAAGAUUACAAAAGUGCCGAAGCAAAGCUCGCAAAGAAUCCUCAAUUGACUAUUCUUAAGCAAGCUCUUAUUAAGGGUGAAAGCGUAAAAAAGGAAUACGAGGAAAGGCAGAAAAUGUUGAGCAAAGCAAAAAAACAAGCCAAUGCGUUCAAUAAAGAUGGGAGUAAUUCAGAUGGAAAGAGAUGGUAUUGCGAAGUGUGCCCCCUGAACUUUGCGAUUGCCGAUGAUCUGAGACAACACGAGAAGACUCACGAUGCCGACAAGCCUUAUAUAUGCAUUUUGUGCGAGAAAGACUUUGUCUUAAAGUCGUCAUUGAGCAGGCAUAUACUGUCCUCCCACGGUGUGGAUCCGACGCCACUGAUCGAGAGUGAUAAGUGCUUGAAAAAGUCAAUGCUAGAUCCAAAUGCACAGCCACUCGUGAUAAAAGAGGAACAAAACAUUACCAAAGAAAAUUCCACAUCGCCAUUUUCACCAGAUAAUAUGGAGAACGACGAUGACGAGCCAGAAAAUGGGAACGACAAUAUGCUCGAAAUAGAGACGGUCUUUGUCUGCGAAAUAUGUACGCGAGACUUUAAUGAUCGAGCGUCUCUUUGGCUGCACAUUCGAGCAACUCACAAAGAAUACGCGGCAUUCGCCUGCGGAGUUUGUCUAAAGAUUUGCUCCGACAAUGCACAAUUAUUAAAUCAUGUCAAUAUGUAUCAUGGAGGUUCGAAACUCUUAAUGUCCGAACAAAGAAGGUACAGUUGCACGAUAUGUGGAAGACAGCAUGACUCGCGUAAAAAGCUCAUAACGCAUGUGUCCAUUCACAAUGUGGAUCCGGGAUAUGAUCCCGCGAGCUUUGUACAACUAAAUACCAAUUACUACAACGAGAACGUCAACAGCAACGAAGGAAAUGAUCUUAUUAUGGAUUGUGACGACGAGAGCGAAAAGGUGGACUGUUACAUUUGCUACAAAUCAUUCCCAAACGAGGACCACCUCAUACGUCAUCAACGAAAUGCUCACAAAUCCGAGCAGAUGAUUCAGAUGGGUGAGUUUGGUGGUAACGGUGCGGCUGCCGGACAGAACGGUACCGGCAAUCGCGCCCAGUACCACCUAUUCUUCGUUUGCGAGCUUUGCGGAAGCUCGCACCCCAGCAAAUGGGAGCGCUGGCUCCACGUCAGCAGCAUGCACAGCAACGAGCCGUCCAUCAAAUGCGAGCGCGACGACUGCGCCAAGAUCUUCGCGACGAAGACUCUACGGAACGAGCACGCGCAGCAUCACCAGCUUCAGGGCAGUUCGCCCAAUACCUGCGAAAUAUGUGGCAAACUCUGGGGCAGUCGCGUCGACUACUGGAAGCACGUGAUGGGCGUGCACUCGGACACGGUGCCCCUCAUAUGCGGUGUCUGUCUCAAGGUCUUCCCUGACGUGCUGCAGCUCAGCCAGCACGUCAAGAUCAAACACUGGCCCCUUACGAACGGUGACUUCAGCUGCGACAUUUGCGGCAGGCCCUACUCGAACAAAAGCAAGAUGUCGAGGCACAGGAAGAUCCACGGUCUCGAUGGAGAGGCCUACAAUCCGGCCGCGACCAACAGCAGUCUCAUUAUCAAUGACGCGUCGAUGAACGAUAUAUCCGACACUUACGAGAAUUCAGGGCUACCGGUACCGCUGCAACUCGAUAACGGGCUUCCGCAGCCCGUGGAGCCGGCCUCGAUCGAUCUUAGCUGCGAAAUGUGCGGCGACCUCAAAUUCCCCUGCCUGGAGGAUCUCUGCAACCAUCGACGCAUGGCCCACAGCCUCUUCCCUUGCGAUCUUUGCAACAAGUGCUACGGGCGCACCUCACAUCUCUGGAAGCACGUGAACCGCGUGCAUAAAGGCCACGAGGACGUCACCUGUCGCUUCUGCCUCAAGACCAGCGCCUCUAAGGAUCACCUCGCGGCUCACAUUGCCAAGAUACACCGAUACGAGCCCGAGCUCAAAAGCGAAAUAAGGGACGCCAUGAGCUACAAGAGUAGCAGCUAUAAUGCAGCUGCGGCCGCAGCAGCCGCAGCCGCCGCUGCCGAGGACGAUGUGCUGCACUUCUGCGAAAAAUGCAACAAAUCCUUUCAUAAGAGGUACCUGCUGCGUCGCCAUAUGAAAGGUUGCCAAAACUACCGGAAGGAUCCGGGGGCCCUGCUGACGCGCUGCCGCGCCUGCGAGCGUAUAUUCAAGGAUCGCGCGAGCUUGCAGAAGCACAUCGAGAACCAUCACAGCUCGUACGAGUGCCACUUGUGCAAGGAGACGAUAACGUCCAAGCUGGGGAUAAUGACGCACAAUCGCGUGCACCAUAUGCUCCAUCCGGACCUCACGUGCGAGCUUGAGAACUGUCGCAAGCUCUUUAGGACUAAGGAGGACCUGGAGUCCCAUCGUAAGGAUCACAAGCACCAUGGCAGUCCGAAUGUCUGUGACUUUUGCGGUGACACCGUGGAAAAUAAGCUCAAGCUUAAAAUGCACAUACUGAGCUUGCAUAGGAACGAGAUUGGCGUAUCCUGCGGCGUUUGUCUCAUACCUAUGAAAGAUCCCAAGGAUCUGAAAAAACACGUGGAGGAUGUCCAUGAGAGCGUACUGCUGAAACCGAAUACCUGUCAGGUGUGCGGUAAGCAGUAUGCCUCGAAAUGGAAGGCAUUCGACCAUACGAAGAAGUGCCACGGCAAGGUAUUCCGCACCUGUAAACAGUGUCUCGCUGUUUUCACCUCCGACGAGGACCUGCGCUAUCACUACGAGCACAUACAUAACAUUCCGAAGGAUCAGCUGGACGCGUUCCAGUAUAGGCUGGAGGUGGCCGGCAGCAAAAUGGACGACUACGACCUCGGACCCCUCGAGGUCGUUGUCAAGGAGGAGCCUGAAGAGCUGGACUUUGACAUGGAGCCCUUUGACGAGGACAACUGCAACUCCAACGACUCCAAGAGGCGACGCUCCCUCGGCGACACCUAUGACUGCGAGAUCUGCCCAGAGAUAUUCCUCAACCACGAGCUUCUCUCUUCUCACUACCGCAAUGUCCACAACACCGACCCCACGCGAAUGUUUAAGAAAAUGCGACUCGAGCCCGCUGCCAAGACCAAAAAGAAGACUCGCGACCGCGAGAACUACGAGUGCAAGAAUUGCCAAAAGCAGUUCUGCACCAAGACGCUGUACCUCGGUCACAUAAGUGUGUGCACUCGCAGAUCAACGUCGAUCCUCGAGGCCCACCUUAAGAACAAUAAUCAGGUGAAGCGCGAGGAUCCCGAACCGGUCCUCUGCGAAACGAAUCUCAACAUCCCCGACUUCAAUCUCUUCGAGGACAUAAACAUGCAGCUGUCGGGUCAGAAGCCAGUGCCGAGCCUCAUGCCCCUCGGUCACUCCUCGUCCAAGUCGUCCAAGUAUUCGAGGAAGGAUUCGCGUAAGGUUUACGACGAGUCGACCAACACCGAGUGCACUUGCGAGGUCUGCGGCAAGCAGUGGCCCGCCAAGAAACAUCUCUGGCAGCAUCUCAUCAGAUUCCACAGGGCCGAGGCGGCAGUCACCUGCGGCGUUUGCCUCAAGCUCUGCGCCACCUACGAGGACCUCGCGGAGCAUCUACGCUGCGCUCACCCUGCCAUCCUCUCCACCGCGGGCAACAAUUUUACCUGCAAGAUAUGUGGCCGCUAUCACAACGCCAGAAGCAAGCUUCUCCUUCACAUGAGCAUUCACAUUAACUGCGCGGCCAACUCCAUGUGCCAGCGCUGCAACAGGAGCUUCGAGAACGACGAGAAACUAAAGGAGCACAUUGGCGUCUGUCUCGGGGCGCAGAGCGAGGACCACGGUCCCGAUAAGCCUAUGAAGGACGAGGGCGAGGAGAAGGGAAGUCUUAUCGGUGACGAGGACGAGCCCGAGGAUAAUGAGUACGAGUCCGAGGAUGAGGUGGAUGAGGAGGACGAGGAUGAGGAGAAUGAGGAUAACGAGAACUCUGAGAACGCCGACAGCAGUUCCGACAAGUCCAACGACUCGGAUAGUAAUAGCAGUAGUAACAGUAACAGCUCCAGCGAUGACGAUGAUGAUAGCGACGAUGACGAUAGCAGUAAUAGCAAAGACUCGGAUAGCGUACAGCAACAGCAGCAACAGCAGCAACAGCAGCAGCAGCAGCAACAGCAGCAGCAGCAGCAGCAGCACGAUGGGAAGCCUGAAGUCGAAGAGAAUGAGACGAUGAGCAUCGGGGAUGAUGAUGACGAAGAGGAGGUCGAGAGUCCCGACGACAAGACUAGGUACGAGGCCAUGUCCGAGUCCGAGGACGAUGAGAGCUAUGACAAGAAGAAACACGAGUCCGUGCUUGCCAGUUAUUCGGACGACGAGGGUCCCCCGGCACUUAGCCAGAUAAUGCCUCUAGUAGUAACGUCGCAGUGCAGCAAUGAGCGCCAGAUGAACGACAGACAGGAUGAGUUGAGCGCUCGACGUCGUGCUCUUGGCAAUUCCUUAAGUCGUAAGAAGAAUAAGAGCGAGGAAAGCGAGGAGGACAGUAGCGAUGUGGAGGAGAUUGAAGAAGAGAAAGAAGUCGAAGUCUCGGAAGAAGAGGAAGAGGAAGAGGUGCAGCAGGCCGAGAUCGUUGAUCCCAACAGCGCCUUUCACGCAGACAAUAACUCAAGGAGCAGUAAUGAAGGGGAGGAGGAAGAGGAGGAAGCAGAAGAGCAAGAGGUAGAGGGACAGGAGGAAGAGCAAGAGCAAGUCGAAGAGGGCGAGGAGCAGGAAGACCAUAUGGAACACGAGGUCGAAGAAGAGGAGGAAGAAGGGGCGGUGGAGGAGGAGGAGGAGGAGCAGGAGCAGGAGCAGGAGCAGGAAGAAGGUGUGGAGCAUGGUAUGAACGAGGAGGAGGUGCUCGAGGUUGACGAAAAUGACAUGCACAAUCUUAAUGGCACCGUCCUUAUGCUCGCUAACGACGCCGAUGGCAAUCAGAUUCUCAUCGAACGCAAUAUGGCCGAUCUUGAGAACGACGACUCGGUCCAUGAUAUGGCCCAAUACGUGUUCCAGGAUGGCACGGGUUUUGCCCUUGAGGAUUAUGAGGCAAUCGUUGAGAGCCAAGGAGACGAGGAGGAGGAGGAGGAGGUGGAAGAUCGGCAACACCACGGUUUCGAGGUGCAAAUCGAUAAUGCGCAAGGCGAUGAUGAGGACCUCGAUGAGCAGGUAGUAGACGAUGAGGAGGAAGAGGAGGAGCACGAGGAGCACGAGGAGCACGAGGAGCAGGAGGGUCAGGAGGAGGAGGAGGAGGAGGAGGAGGUGAUGGAAGAUCGGCAACACCACGGUUUCGAGGUGCAAAUCGAUAAUGCCAGUGUAAGCAAAUUUCACGUUCUGCGAAAGAGGCUAAAGUGA